Molecule: messenger RNA, 714 nt
Organism: Pedinophyceae sp. YPF-701
Lineage: Eukaryota; Viridiplantae; Chlorophyta; Pedinophyceae
Source: the annotation of a GenBank genome assembly
AUGGCGUCGCUUGUGCGCUAUGACAACCCCGUGCUGGUUGUCACCAGCAAGCAGGGGCCGAAGCCGGGCAUGGGGAGGAAGAAGGAGCUGGCACCGAUUGAAGGCAAGGGCGUGACGCAAACUGAGGACAUUCUGAACUCCAUCCUGCCCCCGAGGGAGUGGACGGAGGAGGGCCAGCUGUGGGUCCAGUACGUGAGCAGUACACCCGCCACCCGCCUGGACGUGAUCAACCUCCAGGAGAGGCUGGACCAGCAGCUGCAGCAGCGCCAGGCACGUGAGACGGGCAUCUGCCCCGUCCGCGAGGAGCUAUACGGCCAGACGUUCGAUGAGAUCAUCCGCCAGGUCACGAUCAACUGCGCGGAGCGCGGGCUGCUGUUGCUGCGCGUGCGCGACGAGAUGCGCAUGACCAUCAGCGCAUACCAGACGCUGUACGAGUCGGCGUGCGCGUUCGGCAUGCGCAAGGCGCUGCAGGCGGAGCAGGGCAGAAACGAGCUGGAGGCGCGCAUCGACACGCUGGAGGGCGAGAACGGGGACCUGCAGCGGCAGGUGACGGAGCUGCGCAUGAAGUGCGAGCAGAUCGAGAAGCGCGAGGCGGAGCGGCGCGAGGCGGAGGCGCGGAAGCACCGCGAGGACAUCACGUACUACGAGAACCACGUGAAGCAGCUCAAGCAGCAGCUCGACCAGUUCCUGACCAGCCAGAAGAAGGCGAGCUGA